This is a messenger RNA of Apis florea (little honeybee), 2595 nucleotides long. RefSeq lists its product as uncharacterized. Gene Ontology annotation, biological process: SCF-dependent proteasomal ubiquitin-dependent protein catabolic process. NCBI's taxonomy places the organism in Eukaryota, Metazoa, Arthropoda, Insecta, Hymenoptera, Apidae. The record is from RefSeq and is a predicted model, not a curated record. Gene Ontology annotation, cellular component: SCF ubiquitin ligase complex.
GACCGAGAGUUGGCGGCUCGACUACUCAGCCCCAGAAUGGAUGGAGAAGUGUGUAGCAUCGUGAGUGUAGUGGGCAAGCGAAAAGCCGGACGACGAGGUCGCGGGCCGAGCCGAGUCGAGAACCGAGUCCGCAUCAGCCAGCAGACGCAUGCGAUUUCGUAGCGGCGGCAGUCUAGCACGAGCCGCCGCUCAGGAGACACCCGUAGGGGACUUGCUUGUUCAAGUGAAUGAACAAGAGAAGAUGCCUGGCCACCGUCAGCCUAAUUCCCUAGAGGGGCUUAGUUUGGGACGUGUGUGUCAACAACUCGACGGGACGUGCCGAAGGCUGCAGGUGCUUUCACAAGAAUCAUCCGCUGCACAAGUAUUGGCAUAUGCAAAGCAGACCAUAAGACCAUAUUAUAUUAAUGCCUUGCCAGCACGUUUAAGAUCUCAAGUUAUUGAAGAAACUUCAAAAAUGUUAUAUGGACCUGCAUCUGAUGGAUCAACUUUAAUUUCUGGCCCAGCUCCUUUAUAUCUUUUAGCCCUUCUUCUUGGGCAUGAUAUAAAGCAAUUAAAAGUGAAUCUCUGUUGUUAUUAUGGAUGUAGUCAUCAAACAUCAUUAUUAAAACUGCUUGCAUCAGAAGGAAUUGGACUUGAAUCUUUAGAAUUGGCUCGUUCUGCUUUAUUAAGAUUAGAUUGCAAAUUAUUAAGAUGUGCACUUUUAAAUAUGAAAAAUUUAAUGAGUUUAACUCUGCGUAAUAUAGCCAGUGAUGCAGUGCUUCAAGUGGUGGGAAAAGCCUGUCCAAAACUUGUGCAUUUGGAUGUAGCUUGUUCAAGACAAGUAACAGAUAUAGGAUUGAAACAAUUACUGUUACAAGUAGAACUUCGAGAUAAAGUACCUCAUACUGCUAUGCAAGAACCUACUAGUUGGUCUCGUUUAAAAACAUUACUUUCAAAAUUGAAAAUGAAAAAUUCUAAAUCAGAAAAGAAGGAAAAACAAGGGGUAUUAUUAGAAUAUUAUGAAAGCAGAAACUUUCUCUGUGACACACUUAGAGUACUUAAUGUUGCUAAUACUGGUGUUACCAGUGCAGGAGUACUUUUAGCUUUGGUACAUGUCCCACGAUUGGAAUCUUUAGCAGAAUAUAGUCACAUGGGAAGAGUAGUGGAAAUAAUGAAUAAAGGACUUAUUGGAUUUAAAACUCCAUUUAGUCUAACUCAAGCAAGAAGUAGCAGAACUACUCCAGUUCGUUUGGAACUUCUGGCGCAGGCUUGUCCAAGAGUAGAAAAAUUACAUAUUUCUGAGCCUCAUCAUCCUCCUGAAGCUUUGAGACUAUUUCCCUAUGUUACUUCCUUGAGUGUGCACAGUAUACCACCUCAAAGAGAAUGGUUAGAUGGUUUUUAUGAUUAUCUUCGUACUAAUGGUCAUAAUUUACGUGAACUUAAUCUCAGAAUAACUCAAAAUGAAAAUCCUAUUCAAGUUGAUUUGAAAGAAGUUCUUAGUAGUUGUUCUAAUCUUAGAACAUUUACUAAUGAUGGGUCAAAUAUAAUUUGGACAGAAGGUGUCGACCCUCCUCCAUUAAAAUAUUUGAAAAAAAUUCAAUUAGGACGUAUAGUGAGUGCUAUUGCUAUAACAAAACUUCUUUCAUUAGCACCAGAAUUAACAGCAUUACAUGUUCAUAGUUGUUUUGAUCUCACUAAUGAACACUUGGAAAAAUUAUUGAGUGUAUCAAACAAGCAUAGAAAUCCAAGAAAGUCUGAUAAAUGUGAAAAUAGUUUAGUACAAAAUCUAACGUGUUUUUAUAUAUAUGAGGCCAGUAAAGUAUCUGCAACUACUGUCCUUAACAUGUUUAAAAAUUGUAAAAGACUGAAAAAGAUUGGAAAUUUGGCAAAUUGGGGUUUAGAUUGUGAAGGUGUAAGGAUGUUAAGAACAACACUUACUCGCGCAAAUUUAGAUGUAGAUUUAUGUCCAGGAGCUCAUUGGUUUUGUGGUAAUUGUAUUCAGUAACAGAUUUUUAAAAAUUUUUAAAAAUUUUGUCCAUGACACAAUUGGCUACUGUUUAAAUCUGUUAUACUUUAAUAGACUGUAAAAUUGUCAGUAUUAAAAAUAAUUUUAAUAAAUAUAAGACAAUUUAUAUUUGGAUAAAUGGGAAGAAAUGUUUAUUAUAUAAUUAAAUGAAUGUAAAUUUAAAUGCAACUCGUAACAGUAAUUGGUCAUCUUAGAAUUUUUUUAAAAAUACAUUUUUGUUUUAUUUACUGAAUUCUGAUUUGAUUUUCUUGUAUAAUUAUAUACUUCGUUACAACGAUAAGUACUAAAGUAAUAUUGAAUAAUAACAUAUUAAAUAUUAAAUAAAGAAAACUAUAUGUAGAAAACUAUUUCAUAUUAUAUAUAGUAACUUACAUUACAGUAAUAUUAUUAACAAAUAAAUCAAAAUAUAUAAUACGAAAUAUACGAUUUUUUUUAUAUCACAAAAUAUAAUUAUUAAAUUAAAAAUUCAGUUAAAAAAAAUUAUGCCAGUAAACAAGUGUCAUGAUAAAAUAUAUAAAAAAUGUAUUUGUCUUAAAUAUAAGUUGUAUCACUAUUCUCGCAACUUGUAUAUUAAUGAGUACUUAAAAAUA